Messenger RNA from Arachis ipaensis, 816 nucleotides. Lineage: Eukaryota; Viridiplantae; Streptophyta; Magnoliopsida; Fabales; Fabaceae. The record is from RefSeq and is a predicted model, not a curated record.
AUGAGACCAGCCGUUGCAGAUUAUGUCAGUGAUGUAGACACUGAUAAUGAAGACAUUGUGUUUGAGUAUGAGUCUGAAGAGCUGCAUACCCCUGUCUCAUCAGAGGAUGAAGGGAACAAACCACACUGGCAUGAGUUUGAUGAGCACUAUGGCUUUGGAGAAGGCAGAUUUGAGCUAGGCACAAGAUUUGCUACAAUAGAGAGGUUCAAUGAAGUUGUGAAGGAUUCGUUUAUUGCUGAGGAGAGGGAGUUGGUCUGGAUUAAAAAUGAUAAGAAAAGGGUUAGAGUUGGCUGCAAGAAUGAGAACUGUCCCUGGAUUGCUCAUCUAUCAUACAAUAAACAGCUGCAGUGUUUCCAAGUGAAAACCUAUAUGAGUGAACAUACAUGCGCAAGAGAUCUGGGAAGCAAUGCGGCUGACCAACACUGGAUCAGCAAAAAAGUGGAGAGAAAGAUGACCACCCAUCCUCAUAUGAACACACAUGAGGCCAUUGAUUUUUUAAAAGAAGAGUUUGAUCUAGUACUACACCCUAAAAUGGUUUACAGGGCUGUGAGGGAAGCCAAAGAAAGGAUCAUGGGAAACGAGGUAGAACAGUAUGGGAAGCUUAGAGACUAUCUAAUGGAGAUACAUAGAAGCAAUCCAAGGUCUACUGCCUUGUUGGACGUUAUUCCCCAGCCACAAGCACCCCCAACAUUCGAUAAAAUGUAUAUAUGUUUCAAUGCAUGCAAGAGGGGAUUUAAGAGUGGAUGCAGGCCGUUGAUUCACUUGGAUGGAACAUUCCUCAAGACCUAUCAUGGGGCCAAUUGCUGUCUGCUGUGA